AGGAAUGCAUCCUGUCGGGCAUCAUGUCCGUGAACGGCAAGAGAGUGCUGCACAUGGAUCGCAACCCGUAUUACGGAGCAGAAAGCGCGUCCAUAACUCCGCUGGAAGACUUAUACAAAAGGUUUAAAAUACCAGGAUCACCACCAGCAUCGAUGGGGAGGGGAAGAGACUGGAAUGUUGACUUGAUUCCCAAGUUCCUGAUGGCGAAUGGUUUAAUGGGACUGUUUGAAAAACGUCGCUUCAGGAAAUUCCUCGUGUAUGUUGCCAACUUCGAUGAGAACGAUCCCAGAACCUUUGAGGGCUUUGAUCCCAAGAAGACCGCAAUGCGCGACGUGUAUAAGAAAUUUGAUUUGGGCCAAGAUGUCAUAGAUUUUACUGGUCAUGCUCUUGCACUUUACAGAACUGAUGACUACUUAGAUCAGCCAUGUCGGGAAACCAUCAAUAGGAUUAAACUCUACAGCGAGUCUUUGGCAAGGUACGGCAAAAGCCCAUACCUGUACCCACUCUACGGUCUUGGAGAACUGCCACAAGGAUUUGCAAGGCUAAGUGCUAUUUAUGGAGGUACCUACAUGUUGAAUAAACCAAUUGAAGAAAUCAUUGUGCAGAAUGGAAAAGUGGUUGGUGUAAAAUCUGAAGGAGAGAUUGCUCGCUGCAAGCAGCUCAUCUGUGACCCCAGCUACGUGCAGGACCGGGUGGAGAAGGUGGGCCAGGUGAUCAGAGUCAUCUGCAUCCUCAGCCACCCCAUCAAGAACACCAGCGAUGCCAAUUCCUGCCAGAUCAUCAUUCCGCAGAACCAAGUCAGCCGGAAGUCCGAUAUCUACGUCUGCAUGAUCUCCUCCGCACACAACGUGGCAGCCCAAGGGAAGUAUAUCGCCAUAGUCAGUACCACUGUGGAAACCAAGGAGCCCGAGAAAGAAAUCAGACCGGCCUUGGAGCUCUUGGAACCAAUCGAGCAGAAGUUUGUUAGCAUCAGCGACCUCCUUGUACCAAAAGACUUGGGAACCGAAAGCCAGAUCUUUAUUUCCCGCACGUAUGACGCAACAACUCACUUCGAGACGACCUGUGAUGACAUUAAAGACAUCUAUAAGCGGAUGACGGGGUCGGAGUUUGACUUCGAGGAGAUGAAGCGCAAGAAGAACGACAUCUACGGGGAGGACUAACGGCGGCGCGUCCUUCCGAGUCGGACACGCCUGGAGAGCGGCAGGUGGCGCAUAUCGUACGCGGUCGCUAUUGCCAGGCCUGCUUUUGAGAUCCAGACGGAGAGAUGGGGGCGCUGUGCCAGUCAAUACCCCCUUCCUCUUUCUAAUAUCAUGUCUUAACGUGUUUCCAUGGAGUGGCUCUUCGGAAUUGGCGGGUUACCACAUUCUGUCCAAUGUAACCAAACUGGCUUCUUUUCCCUAGUUGAAGGAUUGGUUUUAAGCAAGUAUUGCCAGACUGAUCAGAGAGCUUGAGACAGGGGCACGUGGGGUGGGAUUCGCACCUUCUGGUCACUGUAGCCUUGGCAGUUGCGUGCUGCUGCUGCUGACGGCUGGAGCUAGACCAUCGGCGUGCCGCCGUCCUCCUGACGGUGAGGUUCCCAGUGGAAUACCCUGUGGCCCGGGAUGGCAUCGUGUUUUCCGAUGCCUCGAUGCAUUGCAUUGUCAAGUAUGAUGGCAUGGCCCACACCGCAUAACCGCAAGUUUGGCUUACGUGGGCGUUAAAUUCUACCCACGCUCCUGACGUGGGGAGUCACUGGAGGAAGCUGCGAUGUGGCAUCUUAACCUAAUACAACGGAUGAGAGAAAAGGGGAGAGGAACCGAUCUCAAGCAGGUAAAAUGUGGAAGCAUCUUUGUGUCUCAGGCUGGCUUCUUCACUGGACCAAGCUGCAAUGCAGUAUUGAUUUGACAGAGCCUCUGCUGUCUCAACAUGGCUCCAAAUGAUUUCUGUACUGCAAAAUAAAGCCAAACUCUGGAAACCAGUA
Messenger RNA from Carlito syrichta (Philippine tarsier), 1960 nucleotides. It is a transcript of the gene GDI2, whose product is annotated as GDP dissociation inhibitor 2. The transcript has 9 exons. Lineage: Eukaryota; Metazoa; Chordata; Mammalia; Primates; Tarsiidae. The record is from RefSeq and is a predicted model, not a curated record. Gene Ontology annotation, molecular function: Rab GDP-dissociation inhibitor activity. Bases 24 to 1160 code for a protein of 378 amino acids. Gene Ontology annotation, cellular component: cytoplasm. Gene Ontology annotation, biological process: protein transport; vesicle-mediated transport; small GTPase-mediated signal transduction.